CCCUGCACUCCUACCAAUGAAGUGGCAUGUCCUGCUUUAUGAGUGCGUAUCGCCAGAGUUCGAUAAAGUUUUCAUGUUUUACCCCAAACUAACGUUUUGUCCCUUUCCCGCCAAUUUUACUGGCAACUUGAAUAAAACAACUUUUUGAAUGCCAAAAACAAGAAACAACACGUCUCAUUUGUGUAUAAUGAGUGACUAGUGUUUUUGCAGUUAGAAUUAUUUGCCAGGCAUCCAGAGUUCACUUCAGUUACUAGUCAUUAACCAACCAUUUUGCUUUAAUAAUUUUUAUGUAUAUUCAUGCUGACUGCUUUAUUUAAAUCAUAAUCUAGUCUCUUUUUAUGAUAACUCUUCCUCCGUCCAUUGCCAUUUCUUUAUUCCAUUCACUUUAUUAUUUUUUUCUUCCUUCUGUUUAUACUCCACCAUCACAUGGUUAGUCUUCAAUUUAAAUCUUUCGCUUUGAUUUUUAACCACACAUCAAGUGCACAUUCUGAACAGGUCACAUGCUAACUUUCUGACUAACUUGUAUGCUUUUCUGGCACUGGAAGGUUAAGUUUCCAUAUUAAGCGUUGACUGCUGUUUUCACUCGGAUAUAACAACAUACUGCUUCCUCAUGCUGCAACCUAUGGGUGGUAGGUUUGAGCCAUGUAGUCGACGAGGUAGUUUCGUGGCUCGAUUCACUGGAGACCGGAUCACCAGCUUGGCUCCAGUCUCGUCCUCUUCUUCCAAUCCGUAUUCCUCACCCGACAGUGCUAUGCCGAGUAGCGUACCUAGUGAUUACAGUACGGAUCAUGGCGUGACACCUCCACCAUACACACCACCACCACAGAUGAUGGCAUCUACUCCAACAGUCCCCUCCAACACUGAUUACAUGGGAGACUAUGGUUUUGAAAUAUCUAUGGCCAGCUCUCAAACACUUUCAAAGACAGCAACAUGGACAUACUCUGACUUGGUAAAGAAGUUAUAUGUGAGAAUGGGGGUAACAUGCCCAAUCAAGUUCAAAACACACACCAGACCCCCACCAGGUAGUAUCAUCCGAGCCAUGCCAGUCUUUAAACGUCCAGAGCAUGUAAAGGAGGUGGUUAAACGAUGUCCUAAUCAUGCCUCAACAAAGGAAAACAACGAGGGUCACCCAGCUCCAGCUCAUUUACUUCGAUGCGAGAAUGUGCAAGCACAAUAUGCAGAGGACCACACGACUGGUAGACAGAGUGUGGUUGUACCAUACGAAAACCCACAAGUUGGAACUGAAUACAUUACCUGCCUUUAUGCGUUCAUGUGUUUCUCCUCUUGCGUGGGGGGACUGAAUCGCCGCCCGAUACAAGUGAUCUUUCAAAUGGAGAAAGAUGGUUUAGUGUUGGGACGUAGAGUACUUGAUGUCAGAAUAUGUGCCUGCCCUGGUAGAGAUAGAAAGUCAGAUGAAAAACGAUGUCACCCUCCACCAAAACAAAUGAAAAGAGGGUUCAGUAAAACAGCUGGGUUUCAGAUGAUGUCAGUCGGCACCAAAAAACGAAAGGGAGACGACGAUGUUUACACAUUAACAGUACGAGGUCGGGAAAACUAUGAAAUCCUUUUGAAGAUCAAAGAGUCACUUGAAUUGAUGAGUUACAUCCCCCAGAACACAGUAAAUCAGUACAGGGCACAGCAACACAGACAGGGUUCGCAUCCUAGUUUGUCCAGAACAUCUACCUACCCUAGCCACGGUAGCAUUAAUAACGGUCUGCCUCCGAUCAAUUCUUUUGCACCCAGACAUGAUGCCCGAUACCACAAUGAAAAUGGUGGCGGUUUUGACGAGACUGACAGUGGGAUUGCUUUGCCACCCCCACCAGCAUUGACGAAUGGUCCAACCAUGAUGGAGAGUCAAGGUUUCUCUCAUCAGUCCGUGAUGUCACAGGCAGAUACGUCUCCAACCCAUCAGAUGCCGUCAAAUGCUAUCUGUUUCUCACAAUCCUCUAUUCAAGACAUGACUAUUAAUGGCUGGUUGUCCAAGUUUGGGUGUGAGAAUUAUUCUGAAAUUUUCCGUAAAAAGGGUUAUUUGUUUAUUCACCAAUUAGAUGCUAUUACAAUCGAGGAUCUUGAUGAUAUGAAAAUAUCUCCACGACAGAAGGACAAAAUCUGGAAAGGCAUUAUUGAUCACCGAGCUGCUGACAACUUUUCCAGUACACCUAGUAUGAUGCGAACGGGAAGUAAUGCGUCAACAGUGAGUCUGCACAGUCAGAGUGGAGAGAAUCACCAGCAAGUGUACCAUGCUACACGGUUUACAUUAAAACAAGUCCUGUCAGUCAAACUAGAAAAAGACAAGGACACUUCGCCAUGUAAAGAGGGGAUGAAAGAAGACAUGGAAGAUGGGGACACUCCACGAAGAAUGACUCUCAGAGACAGAAACAUUAAGCAUUAAAUGCCCACCCUUUUGUGACAAUGUCGUUCAUCCAAACUAUCAUGUAUUGUACCUUGGUGGAUCAAACCAUUCAAUAUUUAAAAGGAUGUUCUUGGUAUUGUCAAGUGUGUAUGUUUCCCAUUUUUAAGUGUAUAAUUCUUGUUCAUGUCUGCGAAAGGGUAUUUGUAAAUGCUUUGAAUUCAAUCAUUUUUUGUAGGGGAUACAGAUUUGUAAAAUGCUAUAAGAGUAAAUAUCUGCCAAAGAAUUUUCAUUUUACAUUCAUAGUGUGGAAUGGAAAAGCCAUUUAUGUGUUAUUGAUCACUCAUCUUUUUAUCUAGGAGGUUUAAAAGUUCUACUGACAUUGAGUAAGAGGAAGUGAUCCCAAAAUGUUUGUUGAUGUGUGAUUUGACUGGCUUGCAAAUAAUCAUGUUUAUAGGUCCCUACAUGUACCGGGUAGUGUCAAUUUGGGGCUCAAAAUUAACUGGUCGUUGCCUGGAUGUAAACCAGGGCUUUGUAUCAAAAUUACCUUGUCGUUGCAUGGAUGUGAACCAGGGCUUUGGCACAAAAUUAACUUUUGAAUACAUUUUCUGACCGUUUCGUUUAUAGAAUCAACUAACUGCAUUCUCUAGGAAAAUGUAUUGUAAUGAAUUCAUUAUUCUAGUGAUAUUGUUCGCUUAAUCUUUACUGCUAGAGAAAUUUUCACUGCAACAAAAUUUCAAGUUUUUUACGGACUUCAGAAAUUUCUUAAAAAUUUGUCUCAUGAAAAUGAAAGCAGUUCACAGUAACCUCACUCAGUAAUUUUGCAAGAAACUUAUUUUUGUGACUCCAAAAAAGUUGUUAUUUAACUGAAUUGUUGCAGUGCUGUAAGAUUCUCAUGCAAGUGAUGACAAUUUACAGAAAUUAAUGUUAGCCAAUCAGAUUCAUUAAUUUUGUGGAGAUAAUGUUGGUGGCUUUUUCCGUCAACUGUUUUGUAAACAAGUAUAGACUUUUAACUAACUGCCGGUUUAGCUUUCAUUUUGUAGUUUGAUAUUGGGUAUUUUUUGUGGUUUUUUGUGCAUUGUUGGAAAUGUAUGUCAACAUGUUUAUUUUUUUUUUAAAUAGUUAAGAAAAGAAAAGUAAUAUGUAUAUUGUUUAAUAGAUUAAAUGUUUAUGUAAAUCAUGGUGAAGAACAAAGAAUACACCUCAGAGGUCAAAGGUCGAACUGAAGGUGUAAAACUUGGCUGCUCUGCAAUCCUCUUUGAUCUGGGGAGCUCAAUUGCACUGGUUUGGUGGAGUGCUGUGGUGCACUCAGAUGAAAAAUGUUUCCUUCAUCAACCUAGGGGUUCUUUAACUGGACUACCUAAGUUGGUGUAAGAUUUUUGAUGGCGCAUGGUAUACAGUUAUUUUACGCAUGAAAAUCCAUGUGCAAUUUGAGCUCUCUAGAUCUUAGUUUGUCCUGCUAUUUCUAACCUCUUUAUUCUUUUUCUGUACAUAGUACUGACUAUCAACUUGUUUAUUAUGAAUAUCUUUUUUUUUUUCAAACUAUAUAUUAACUUGUGCUGUAAGCAUUAUGGGAGCAAGAGCUGAGAUUUGAUUGGUCAUUUUUUCCUUAAUUUGAUUGUAACAUGACCCUGAAUUUGUAUGUAUAUCAUGUUUUUAAGUGUUGCCAAAGUUUUCUGAAAUGUCUAGAACUUCCUCCACAAAAAUUUAUUUUAUGAUAUAAUUUCUCUAGUUUAUUUUAUAGUCCAAAAAAAAAAUUAAGUGAGUUUUUCCUUUCCAGAAAGUUUUGCUUUAUUCUUUUUUUUUAUAGUCAGAAAACACUACCUUUCAUUUCAGUUUUGGGUCGGUAUUUUUGGUGUUUAGUUCCUUCCUAAGAUGGCUGUAUUUUUUUAGCAUUUUGUUUUUUAGCUAAAAAAAAAAAAAAUCUAGGUGGGACUUUUCAAUUAAUACACAAACAAAGGAACUCCAAUACCUGUUGUCAUACAUUUUGGAAAUUUUGGCUGCCAUGAGCAGCAGGUCGUGGUUCAGGUCAGAGGUCACCAUGCCAAGGUCGAAGUUCAGGGAGUACCAAUGACCCCUGACCUGUGUUAGAGGCCUGCCACUGCCAUAAUACUAGUAGAAACGUUAUAACUGCCAUUGCCAUGUUACCAUAGCUACACUACCAUACUAUAACACCAGUGUUGAGUAAGUUGAGUUUUAGCUGCCAUUUUGUUGUUUUGUAACAAAUUAGCUUGUAUUGUUACACCCCGUGAUAUAUUUAGAGAGAAAAAAAAAAGAAACACAGUUUCGCAUAUUUUGGGAUUCAUGACAAAUUAUUUGCCUUGUUUGAUGCGUACGAAAACUGCCCACUUUCAUUUGAAUGUUUGUGAACAAUCCUGCCCAAUCAGAUGUCUUAAAAUCAAAGUGCUUGAAAUAAAAUGGUCUUUUUUUUUUUAAUCUGUAAUUCUGGACUACUUCGGUUAAAGGGGGAAAAAUGAAGUCUAUUUUUGAUUGGCAACUGACAUAUUGUAAAGUAUUGUAACCAUUUUUAGCCUGGGGGUUAUUCUUUAAGAUUUGAGUGAAAUCUGUAAGGAACACUUGAGUAAUAAACGGUUAUUCUUCAAAUAA
Molecule: messenger RNA, 4957 nt
Organism: Saccoglossus kowalevskii
Lineage: Eukaryota; Metazoa; Hemichordata; Enteropneusta; Harrimaniidae
Product: p63-like transcription factor
Biological process (GO): apoptotic process; protein tetramerization; regulation of transcription by RNA polymerase II
Cellular component (GO): nucleus
Molecular function (GO): DNA-binding transcription factor activity, RNA polymerase II-specific; protein binding; RNA polymerase II cis-regulatory region sequence-specific DNA binding
Source: RefSeq, a predicted model, not a curated record